This is a messenger RNA of Aspergillus affinis, 2310 nucleotides long. It is a transcript of the gene optE, whose product is annotated as small oligopeptide transporter, OPT family. Lineage: Eukaryota; Fungi; Ascomycota; Eurotiomycetes; Eurotiales; Aspergillaceae. The record is from RefSeq and is a predicted model, not a curated record. Gene Ontology annotation, biological process: transmembrane transport. Bases 1 to 2310 code for a protein of 769 amino acids. Gene Ontology annotation, molecular function: oligopeptide transmembrane transporter activity. The transcript has 12 exons.
AUGAGUCAAAUCCAUUCCCAGAGGCUGCCAAAUCCAGACGUGGAGGAAUGUCCAGGCGAUCCUUUCCUCCAGCAUGAUGCCACCAAGAAGCCCAUGACGGCCGAAGAUGCCUUGGAGAUUGCCAUCGGAGAAAGCCAGAAUAUCGAGUACACGAUUGAGUCUGAUAAUUCGCCUUACCUGGAAGUUCGCGCCAAUGUGCCCAAUACAGACGAUCCGACGCUGCCGAUUAAUACAUUUCGGAUGUGGUUCUUGGGUGUUGUGUUUACGUUGGUCGGUACGGGCGUGAAUCAGUUCUUUUCCAUGCGUUAUCCUAGCGUGACUAUUACGUCGCUUGUCGCGCAGCUGAUCAGUUAUCCUGUUGGCUGCUUCUUUGCCAAGGCGUUGCCGAUUAUGUCGAUUCGGGUCUUUGGGCGGAACAUUUCCAUCAAUCCGGACCAUCAUUUCAACGUGAAGGAGCAUGCCGUGAUAACGAUCAUGUCAAAUCUUAGUUUUAACCAGUCUUGGGCUAGUGCUAUCAUUCAGGCUCAAAAGGUGUAUUUGCAGAUGGAGACACCCGUAGGCUAUCAGAUCCUACUGUCAUUAUCAAUGCAGAUGUUUGGGCUGGGCCUUGCUGGUUUAGCCUAUCGAUACAUUAUUGAGCCACCGCAGAUGAUCUGGCCAUCGACCCUCGCCAACGCUGCCUUGUUUCAAACACUACACAGUGGCGCGAAUCCUAUUGCGGAUGGCUGGGGAAUCUCUCGCUAUCGCUUCUUCUUGUAUAUCUUUAUCGGAAGUUUCUGCUGGUAUUGGUUUCCGGGAUACAUCUUCACAGGCCUGAGUACAUUUGCGUUCAUUUGCUGGGCUGCGCCAGAUAACAAAGUAUUGAACAACUUGUUUGGCAUGACCACCGGCCUCGGAUAUCUUCCGACCACUUUCGACUGGAGCCAGAUCGCAUACAAUACAUCCCCCCUCGUGAUUCCCUUCUGGGCCCAGGCCAACGUUUUCGCUGGGUGGUUCUGCGUGUAUGCCGUGGUGGCCCCGAUUCUAUAUUACACAAACACCUGGUUCACCGCGUAUCUUCCAUUGACAGGAUCAGACGCGUAUGACAAUACUGGGAGUAUUUAUGACUCGAGCCGUAUCUUAGACGACACGGGUGCGAUUGAUGAGGCGAAGUAUCGAGAAUACAGCCCGAUUUUCUUGCCCAUUACCUUUGCGCUUAGUUAUGGCUUGGGGUUUGCUGUGCUGAGCUGCCUGUUGACGCAUGUUGUAUUGAAUCAUAGCAAGGAUAUCUGGAACACGAUGAGGGGCCAGAACAAGAAGGAUAUCCAUGCUAGGUUGAUUUCUCACUACCCAGACGUGCCGUGGUGGUGGUAUGGCAUUUUGACGAUCAUCAUCGUCGCUGUGGCGAUAUUGACGCAGUAUGUUUGGCAUACUGAACUUCCGUUCUGGGGCGUUUUCAUCACCCUGGCCUUGGCUGCUCUUUAUGUAAUUCCUGUUGGCACGGUAUAUGCCGUUGCGAACUUGAAUAGCAAUGUUUUGACCGUGCUUGGGGAGAUUGUUUCGGGAUAUCUCAUCAGAGGAAGACCGCUUGUUCUUUUGAUUUUCAAGUUUUAUGCUUAUACGGGUCUCAGUCAGGCCAUGUUCUACGGUGCAGAUAUGAAGCUUGGACUGUACAUGAAGAUCCCACGUCGCACAUUAUUUGUUGCACAAAUAGUUGCCUGUAUACUUGGUACCUUGACGCAAAACGGUGUUUUACUCUGGAUGCUCGGGAACGUCGAGGACGUAUGUGCAAGCGACCAAUCGAACAACUUUACCUGUCCUCAAGGUCGAGUGAACUACAACAGUGCUGUGUUCUGGGGAGCCAUUGGCCCUGCUCGACUGUAUAACAUUGGAAAGCGAUAUUCUGGUCUUCUGCACAUGUUCUGGAUUGGGGCAUCGCUGCCAAUCAUUACAUUUUUCCUUCGCAAGAAGUUUCCUAAGAAUCGCUUCCUCGAUGCUGUGCAUUGGCCCAUCUUCUUUGCCGGGACCGGCAACUUACCCCCUGCGACCGGAAUCAACUAUACUACUGCGUUUGUGGUCAGCUUUAUCUUCAACAAGCUCAUCAAAGGCCGCAAGCCCAACUGGUGGGCCAAAUACAACUACGUGCUCUCGGCAGCUCUGGAUUCCGGCGUGGCAGUGUCUGCCAUUGUGAUUUUCUUUGCCCUGGUGUUUCCUCAGGUGUCUUUGAGCUGGUGGGGAAACAAUGUGAACAGCGGGACGGUCGACAGCAAGGGGACGCCGUGGUUGGUGUUGGGCAAGAAUCAGACCUUUGGCGAGAAAAGCUGGUCGUGA